GCUGCAGAGCAGAGAAGAUCGUCUUGGAAACCUGAAGAUGAAGUACUUUCUUCUGCCAACUCAUUUAGCAUUUCUCUAUAGCUUUGCACUAAGUAAACCUGUCCAGAUAGCUACAAGAAACAAUGACUUAGGUAGUGAAAUAGCUGUGUAUGAAGGAGACAUCCUCUUGAGAAGAGGACGACGCAGUGCAAUUAACUGUGAGAGUUGUUUAUGGCCUAAGUCACAAGAUGGACUAGUCAAGGUUCCAGUUAACAUCUCUUCUGAUUUCUCCAUAACAGAGAGGUCUUGGAUUGCUGAUGCUCUGCAGGAGAUCUCCACACUGACCUGUGUGCAGUUUGUAAAUCGCACUACAGAAACAGACUACGUGUAUGUUGAACAUGGGCAGAGUUGCUGGUCUUACUUUGGAAAAAUUGGAGGACGUCAAGCAGUAGGCCUGGUGAAAAAUGGUUGCAUGGAUAAAGGAGCAAUUCAGCAUGAAAUGAACCACGCGCUGGGUUUCAUCCACGAACAGGCACGGAGCGAUCGGGACAGAUUUGUCAAGAUUAUGUGGGAACACAUAGUGGCAGGGGAACAAGGGAACUUUGGAAAAAUGAAUUCCAGAAACCUGGGUCUUCCCUAUGACUACUCUUCAGUGAUGCACUAUGGCGCGUACGAUUUCUCCAGCACUCCAGGGAAACCAACUAUUGUACCAGUUCCUGACCCCUCUAUACCCAUUGGGCAGAGAGAAGGGCUGAGUAACUUGGAUGUAGCCAAAAUCAACAAGCUCUACAAGUGCAAUUGCUGUAGUUCUGUGUUGCCUAAAUCCAAAGGCUCAUUCUCCUCUGUCAAUUACCCAUCUCCAUAUCCGAACAACAGCAACUGUCUGUGGUUGAUCCGCGUCCGUCGAAGUAAGGUUUUCCUGCAGUUUGAGGCUUUUGAUCUUCAACCCUCCCCAGACUGUUCUUCUGACUAUAUAAAAAUUUACAAUGGAAACAGCAGGAAUUCCCCUGUCCUGCUGGACAAGUACUGUGGGAAGGAUUCAUUGCCCUCCUUAGUGGCAUCUGGAUCAACAAUGCUGGUAGAGUUUGCAAGUGAUGAGAACAUUACAGCCACAGGAUUCAGAGCCUCCUACAACAGGGUGAAUUGUGGAGCCACUUUCAGAGAUUCAAAUGGAGUUAUCACUUCUCCAAACUACCCUAAUAAAUACCCCAAAAACAGAGCAUGCUUCUGGAUCAUCAGUUCUCCAGUAGGAUACAAGAUAUCUCUCAAAAUGUUAUCCUUUGAGCUGGAAUAUAGUGACAGAUGCAACUAUGACUACUUGCUCAUACAUGAUGGAAGCCAACCUACAUCACCUGCAGUUGGCCCUUACUGUGGGACAGAGAAGGUUGCAGACUUUACUUCCACUGGGAACUUUGUGCUGGUUGAAUUUCACAGUGAUAUAGUUUGGGAGUUGCCCGGAUUUGUGAUGAGUUAUACAUUUGGUAGGUAAGUCCUAUACAGAGGGGGGUUGAAAAACACAGGAUGAAAAUAAGAGUCCAGCUAGCCAAAGGUAAAAGUCAAAAUGCCACCAAUUUCAGAAAAAAAAUAUAGCUCCCUGAUACCUUUCACAAGCUUGAAGCUUGAUCUCUUAGUCUUACAUCUGCAGUGGUGUAAUUUGCAUGGUGAAUCAUGGACAGAAAUGUUCCUGCCCAUGGGAUGCUUCUGUCUGAGAUUGUAGGCUUUUUGUUUUACUAAUCCCAUUGCUGGUGUUGCAUGGCCAAAUACAAUAGCAGAGCUGAAACUAUGUAAACAGAUUUUUAAGAGCUUCUAGUGGUAGAAACUGUGCCCAUAAAAAAAUCCAGAAUAUGGCUAUGUAGCAACUUUAGCCUGUAUUCUGGUAAAUGUUAUUACCCAACUCUAAUUUGCAUUCCAGCAUACAUAACAGAAAAACCUUCAGACACAUACUUAUUUAUGCUUUGAAGCCAAGAUCACUUACACAGUUCCUAUAAGUACCUGAGCUUAGCCUGGAAAUCACCAUUUUACACUGAAGGUGCAAACUAGGAUGUUUGUACAGCAUCUCAGCUUGAAGAAUUGCACUACCCUCUGUGAGAUGAAUGAGGUCAGGGAACAAAUUUAACUAAAGAAACAGUUAAGAGUGGCAGGAACAAGCAGUGAGGGAAAGGAAAUGGAGUGAAGCACCUAUUGUUGCCACUGUGCUGUGGCCUGAGUCAGGUAUUGAAAUUGUCCACGGGGUAUUACCAAAAUACUUUUUAAAAAUGAGGCCUGAAAACUUAAUGCAAAGUGCAUUUAUUGAAUGUUCUCUUUGGAGAACAUUUUAGGUGUGAAGUACCUUGUCUGUACAGAGAAAUCUUCCUCCUCUGAGAAGACAGCUGAAGAGGAGAAAGAAAUCACCACCAUAAACACUAGCACUUUGCCUUGAUUUGAUGUAUUCAGAAUUAAAUGCUAACGCCAA
Molecule: messenger RNA, 2431 nt
Organism: Manacus vitellinus (golden-collared manakin)
Lineage: Eukaryota; Metazoa; Chordata; Aves; Passeriformes; Pipridae
Product: embryonic protein UVS.2-like
Exons: 11
Coding region: 38-1468 (476 amino acids)
Biological process (GO): proteolysis
Molecular function (GO): zinc ion binding; metalloendopeptidase activity
Source: RefSeq, a predicted model, not a curated record